AUGAUGUUAAAGCCGCAGAUCCGCAGCGGGUUGCCAGCAGCUGUUGGCUGGUGCUGCUAUGAACUUGCACGGCCGCACGAACUGUUUGCUGAAGUAUUGUUACGCCCCUCUCUUAUCGACGGUGGUAUAAUGAUUUUGGAACUCUCGCUGCAGAAGCGCUGAUAGCAAUUAACUUGAAUCUCAUACAAGACGCUAGAAUCCAAAAUGUGGACUUGCAAAUUACCGAAUCUCGAUUUAUAAUUAUUUCUGAGUGCAAUUUAUCGAUCCCUCAACUAUCAUCGUUCAUUGUCCGUGACUAACUCACUGGAAAAAACAUCACACAAAAUGGAACGAUCGACAGGAGCGUGAAACCAGCUGAAUUUUUUGCAUACUGACAACACCAGAUCGACACGGUUCGCUACUCGCAAAAUGUGAUAAAAGUUAUCGAUGUUCUCUACAGCAGAUAGCGGAGGAAUAAGAGUGUUAUGAAUGAGAGGAAGAGUUGCUUAACAAAUAAUGGGCCUCACUUUUGCAUCGAUCAGCACGUACGCGGCUUAUCAAAACCUGUGAUACAACAUGUCCAGUCUCGGCGAUUUCUAACACAGUCUUGCGUUUGAAACAACUUGCUCUCUUCAGUCAAGAGUGAACUUUAGCCAAAAUGAGUUCUCCGGUUCGAAUGAGGCAACUGGAGCAGCAGUAUGAGAUGGAACGUCUGGUGAUAGUGGAGGACGAGGAGGAUGAGCGCAAUGGCGGCCCCUCGGACAACACGCGCACCCAGAAGCUGAUGCACUGCUGCGUCCCAUACCUAGGCAUCGUGCUGGCCACUGUGUCCAGCCUUUUCUUCUCUCUCUGCUCUGUGAUAGUCAAGAUGCUGGUCGACAUCCACCCUAUGGAGCUGGCCACCUGCCGGUUUGUUGGUGUCCUGCUGCCCGCCAUUCCCAUUCUGGUUUACCGCAAGGAGGACCCAUUCCCCAGGGGCUCACGGCUAGCCCUGAUCGCCCGCUGCUUUGUUGGCACCACCGGCCUCAUGCUCUCUUUCUACGCCUUCAGACACAUGCCCCUGGCGGACGCGUCCGUCGUUGUAUUCAGCGUCCCGGUCUUCGUAGCUGUUUUCGCACGCAUUUUCCUGAAGGAGCCGUGUGGAAUCUUCCACGUCGUCACCAUUUUUCUGACCCUGAUUGGAGUGGUCUUGAUUACACGUCCACCAAUGCUGUUUGGAAAUGUGCAAGAACUGGAGGACAAAGAGAGCAUGUGGGGAGCUAUUGCUGCGUUUUCUGCAACCAUCUUUGGAGCCAACGCUUACGUGCUGCUACGUGCCCUCAAGAGACUGCACUUUUCGGUCAUCAUGGCCAAUUUUGGCUCGUUCGCCAUCUUCCAGACGAUGCUGGUGACCUUUCUGCUGGGCGAGCUGUGCAUACCGCGGUGCGGCCGGGACCGGCUGUUGGUGGUGGCGCUGGCGCUCUUCAGCUUUGGCGGCCAGAUCCUGCUGACGGUCGCCCUGCAGAUCGAGCAGGCGGGGCCGGUGGCCCUGGCCCGCACGGCCGACAUCGUGUUCGCCUUCAUUUGGCAGGUUAUGUUUUUCGGCGAGGUGCCUAAUAAGUACAGCAUUUCGGGGGCCAUCCUGGUCACCAGCUCAGUGCUGCUGACGGGGCUGCGCAAGUGGCUGAUCGCCCUGCCAGAACAGGCGCCCCUCCGCCAGGCUCUCUGGGUGCUCACUCGGUAGACGCGAGUGCAGUGGCCAAGUUGAUAUUGAUAUUUUUCCCAAUACUGGGCUGGGUAUGCAAUUUAUUUUAUUUUUGCAUGGAAUUGUAUUAAAAUAUGGUGCUCUUGCGUUUCUUAAGACUUGCGGGACAAAAAGAUACUUAAUUCCCGAUUCUUGUCUCUCCUUCUCAACUUGCUGCAAAUGGAGUUGCCAAAAUGUUGAUAUUAGUUUCAGUAUUGAACCUGAGAACUAUGACUGUUUUUCUCUCUAAACCUAUUUUGUUGUUUUAAACAAGUUAUUGUUUAUAAAGAGAGGUUUAACCAUGUGUUGUGAUUGUUUAAUGUUGGGUGGAAUUAUAAACAUGAAUAUUUUGUAACUCGUAAAAUAGAUUUAGCUCACAUUAAAAAUUGUUUUGCAGUUUUACAAAACCAAUCUCUAUUUUUGGCUUCUCUCCAUUUAUAUCAUAAUAAAAUGCAUGGGCCAAGGAGAGAGUUCCCUAGCAGGACAAAACAGAAAUAAAUUAUGAGAAAAGUCAGCAAACACCGGUAAAAACAGUUUUAUGAAGAAGGAAAUGACGAUAGUAUGUAUUUGUGUGAAACUGCCAGCUAACAUUUUGAAAUCAUUAAUAAAAUAUAGAAGCAAAUAAGAAUUCACCAAAAUAAUUGGUUGGUUAGUGUAAUGCGACAAAUUUAAUAUAUAUCACUUUUGUAAAACUCAACACGCCGCAUGAUUUUUGAGCUAGUGCUAGUCAUAUCUGAAAAUAAAGUGUGAGUCUCGAGAAA
Molecule: messenger RNA, 2463 nt
Organism: Cloeon dipterum
Lineage: Eukaryota; Metazoa; Arthropoda; Insecta; Ephemeroptera; Baetidae
Product: solute carrier family 35 member G1-like
Exons: 4
Coding region: 638-1702 (354 amino acids)
Cellular component (GO): membrane
Source: RefSeq, a predicted model, not a curated record